AUGUCUGGAGGUGAAACAAAUCAAGUGAACAUAGAUGAAGAAACUGAGACAACAACAAAGGAGAUUCUAGAGAAGAAGCUGAAAGAUCGCAAGGUUUCAUGGGCAAAACUUCGUCGUGUAGACUCUCUCAAUUUGGAAGCUGGGAGAGUUUCUAUGAAUACAAAUCAUCAUUCUAAGAUGGGUUGGAGUGUGACUUUGAGUUUGGCAUUUCAAAGUAUAGGGAUUGUGUAUGGUGAUAUUGGUACAUCACCACUUUAUGUGUAUGCAAGUACUUUCACGGAUGGAAUAAAAGACAAAGAUGACAUUCUUGGAGUUUUGUCUCUCAUCAUCUACACCAUUGUUCUUAUUCCCAUGCUCAAAUAUGUUUUCAUUGUUUUAUGGGCUAAUGACAAUGGCAACGGUGGAGCUUUUGCACUAUACUCGUUGAUUUGUAGGCAUAUAAAAGUGAGUUUAGCACCCAAUCAACAACCUGAGGACAUGGAACUUUCUAAUUACAAACUUGAAAUUCCAUCUUACAAGCAGAAAAGAGCAAAUAAAAUAAAGCAAAUGAUUGAGCAUAGUCAUUUUGCUAGAAUUGUUCUCUUACUUCUUGCUAUCAUGGGAACUUCCAUGGUUAUAGGAGAUGGCAUUCUCACUCCUUCAAUCUCAGUUCUUUCUGCUGUUAGUGGAAUCAGUUCAUCCCUAGGUCAAAAUGCUGUCGUGGGAAUUACUGUAGCAAUUUUGGUGGUGUUAUUUUCUAUGCAACGGUUUGUUGACUACUUCAAAAGAAAUGGUAAACAUGGUUGGUUAUCAUUAGGUGGAGUCUUCUUAUGUAUAACAGGAUCUGAGGCCAUGUUUGCUGAUUUAGGUCACUUUAAUGUUAGAGCCAUUCAAAUAAGCUUUUCUUUCGUUACAUUUCCUGCCAUAUUGACUGCAUAUGUUGGUCAGGCUGCAUUUCUAAGAGUGUUUCCUGAUAAAGUUUCCACCACUUUCUAUGACAGUAUACCAGACCCUUUGUACUGGCCUACAUUUGUUGUUGCUAUUGGUGCUGCCAUUAUUGCUAGCCAAGCUAUGAUUUCAGGAGCAUUUUCCAUUAUAUCACAAGCCCUAAGUCUAGGUUGCUUCCCUAGGGUUAGGGUUGUUCAUACUUCAACUAAGCAUGAAGGUCAAGUUUAUAUUCCAGAGAUCAACUACAUGUUCAUGCUUGGAUGUAUUGUAGUUUGUGUUGCCUUCAAGACCACCGAUAAGAUUAGCCAUGCAUAUGGUAUUGCAGUUAUUGGUGAUAUGAUGAUUACAACAACAUUGGUUUCACUUAUAAUGCUUGUUAUAUGGAAGAAGAGUUUAUGGAUGGUUAUCAUUUUCUUUUGUGUAUUUGGUUUUACUGAGAUUCUUUAUUUCACUUCUCAACUAACCAAGUUCACAGGAGGAGGGUAUUUUCCAAUUGUGCUAGCUUUGUUCUUGACAAUGAUUAUGGGAAUUUGGCAUUAUGUACACAAAGAAAGAUACAUGUUUGAACUCAAAAACAAAGUUUCUACUGAGUAUUUGAAAGAGUUGGCUAAUAAUGCAGAUGUGCAUAGAGUUCCUGGAAUUGGACUUCUAUAUUCCGAGCUCGUACAAGGAAUUCCACCGAUAUUCCCCCACUUUGUUUCUAGUGUUCCGUCGAUUCAUUCUGUCGUUGUGUUUGUGUCUAUCAAGACUGUUCCGGUUAGUAGAGUUGCGUCAGAAGAGAGGUUUUUGUUUCGUCAAGUGGAGCCAAGAGAGUAUAGAAUUUUUAGAUGCGUGGUGAGGCACGGUUACAACGAUGUACUUGAGGAACCUGUGCAGUUUGAGUCACAAUUAAUACAAAAUCUCAAGGGAUUUAUUCAACAAGAGAAUUUCAUGCUUGAGGUUAAUGAAGGCACUACUACUGCUAAUGUAGCAGCAGCAACAAGUGAAGAAUUAGUAGUGCCUAUUUCUACUAAUGAGAAUGAUCAAAUGGAAGAUGUGAAACCAAAAUCUACUAAUUCUUCUAGUAGAAUCAUUCCAAGUGUUGGUGUGUCUCAUGUUUCAUCAGAUUCAAUUAGAUCAUUACCUGGAAGUGUGACAAAAUCAUCAAAUUUCUAUGCACCUAUUAUUCAAGGACCUGAAGAGGAAAUUAAGUUUAUAGACAAAGCAAUGGAAAGAGGUGUGGUGUAUAUGAUUGGUGAAGCUGAGGUAGUGGCUCAUCCAAAUUCUUCUAUUUUGAAUAAGAUUGUUGUGAACUAUGCUUAUAGUUUCUUGAGGAAGAAUUUUAGACAGGCAGAACAAUCCAUUGCAAUCCCACACAAGAGACUUCUCAAAGUUGGAAUGACAUAUGAAAUAUAA
Messenger RNA from Vicia faba (fava bean), 2322 nucleotides. The record is from the annotation of a GenBank genome assembly. NCBI's taxonomy places the organism in Eukaryota, Viridiplantae, Streptophyta, Magnoliopsida, Fabales, Fabaceae.